Molecule: messenger RNA, 2667 nt
Organism: Cucumis melo (muskmelon)
Lineage: Eukaryota; Viridiplantae; Streptophyta; Magnoliopsida; Cucurbitales; Cucurbitaceae
Product: probable galactinol--sucrose galactosyltransferase 2
Exons: 14
Coding region: 59-2515 (818 amino acids)
Source: RefSeq, a predicted model, not a curated record
UCUUUUUCUUCUGUUCAAUGGGGUCUAUAAAUUCGGUGGCAUUUGAUUGAUUUUUGAAAUGUACAAAGCCUUCACGUCAAAAAAUUUCCCUAUUCAAUUUCUGGGUUCAACCGAUUUCUUCAGAUUUCAUUACCCAUUUCAUCAAAAUCUUAACUUUCAACUUCAUCUUCUUCCAUUUACCUUUCCUCAGUUUGUUUCCAGGCGAAAAUUUGGGGGUAAGUUUAGAGGGUUUUCGAGUUUUAGUUCCAAGAUGACGAUCACGACCUUGCCAAGUAUCAAAGACGACCGUCUUAUCGUUGGCGAUAAGGUGGUUCUUACAGCCGUACCGGCUAAUGUUGGUGUCUCUCCGGUCACCCACCGGUCUGCUUUCAUCGGCGCCACCUCUUCUACUUCAAGCUCUCGUCAUCUGUUUUCCGUCGGAGUUCUUGAAAGGCACGAGUUCUUAUGUCUAUACAGAUUCAAAAUGUGGUGGAUGAUACCAAGACUUGGGAAAUCAGGCAGUGAAGUUCCCGUGGAAACCCAAAUGCUUCUUUUAAAAGUGGCAGAAGAAUCUGCUCUGACUGAUGAAAGUUCAACUGAUUCAGAAAAUGAGAGAUCUCUUUACGUCCUUAUUUUGCCAGUCUUGGAUGGAGUAUUUCGUGCAACUUUGCAAGGGACCUCAGAAAAUGAGCUUCAAUUAUGUGUCGAGAGUGGGGAUGCUAAUGUGAAGACUUCAGAAGCCAUGGAGGCUGUAUUUAUAAACUCAGGAGAUAAUCCUUUUGAGGUUAUAACAGAUUCUAUGAAGGUACUGGAAAAGGUUAAGGGAACUUUUAGUCGUAUCGACAACAAGAAGACUCCUUCACAUCUUGACUUGUUUGGUUGGUGCACUUGGGAUGCAUUUUACACUGAUGUAAAUCCACAGGGAAUCAAGGAAGGUCUCCAGAGUUUUUCGGCUGGAGGUGUUUCCCCAAAAUUUCUGAUUAUUGACGAUGGAUGGCAAGAGACUAUAAAUGAAUACCGCAAAGAAGGUGAACCGGAUAUUGAAGGGAUACAGUUUGCCACAAGACUGGCUGACAUCAAAGAGAACAAGAAAUUCAGGGGUUCUGGUUCAGAUGAUUCGCUACAGGAGCUUGUUCAUAGCAUCAAAGAACGAUAUGGGCUUAAAUAUGUCUACGUAUGGCAUGCUUUAGCUGGUUACUGGGGAGGAGUUCUCCCAUCUUCUGAAUCAAUGAAGAAAUACAACCCUAAGAUUGAAUAUCCCAUCCAAUCACCAGGCAACGUUAGCAAUCUUAGAGAUAUUGUUGUGGACGUCUUGGAGAAAUAUGGGCUUGGAGUCAUCCACCCUGAGAAGAUUUAUGAGUUCUACAAUGAUCUCCAUGGUUAUCUUGCGAGCAUUGGUGUUGAUGGUGUCAAAGUGGAUGUCCAAAACAUAAUGGAGACCUUAGGUACAGGAUAUGGUGGACGUGUGACGAUCACUAGACAGUAUGAAGAAGCUUUAGAACAAUCAGUUGUAAGAAACUUCAAAGAAACUAAUCUGAUUUGUUGUAUGAGUCACAACACAGAUUCAAUAUACAGUUCAAAGAAGAGUGCAGUUGCUAGAGUGUCAGAGGACUUCAUGCCCAGAGAGCCAACAUUUCAGACUUUACAUGUUGCUGCUGUGUCUUUUAAUAGUCUUCUAUUGGGGGAGAUUGUUGUGCCAGAUUGGGACAUGUUUCAAAGCAAACAUGAAACAGCUGAGUUCCAUGGUGCAGCAAGAGCGUUGGGUGGUUGUGCUGUGUAUGUGAGCGACAAGCCUGGGAAUCAUGAUUUCAAAAUACUAAGAAAGCUAGUAUUGCCUGAUGGAUCAGUUCUAAGGGCAAGACAUGCAGGCCGGCCUACUCGUGACUGCUUAUUUCGGGACACUGUGAUGGAUGGGAAAAGUGUGCUGAAGAUAUGGAACUUGAAUAAGUUAACCGGGGUCAUCGGUGUUUUUAAUUGCCAAGGAGCAGGGCAUUGGCCAUUGAUGGAAGUAGCAAAGAAUGAAGAGACCUCGACUUGUACAAAAUUAACUCUAACAGGUAGUUUCUGUCCAAAUGAUGUAGAAUUUCUUGAAGAUGUUGCAGGUGAAAACUGGGAUGGAGAUUGUGCAGUUUAUGCCUUCAACUCAGGAUCUCUUUGUAAAUUGAAACGCAAAGAAAGUCUUCAAGUUGGAUUGAGAACUUUAGAGUGUGAGAUUUACACCAUUUCACCAAUCAGGGUUUUCAGCAACGACGUUCACUUCACACCGAUAGGAUCACUCGACAUGUAUAAUUCAGGAGGAGCUAUUGAAACUCUAAGUCAUAGUAUGGAGGAUCUCUCACAAUGUACCAUCAAAAUGACAGGACGAUUCUGUGGUAGAUUUGGAGCCUACUCGAGCACAAAACCAAGGCGGUGUGUAGUUGACAUGAAAGAAGUAGAGUUCACCUAUGAAUCUGGAAGUGGACUAUUAACAGUCAAACUUGAAGAUGGUUCCAUUUCAAGAGAGAUAGACUUGGUAUAUCGAUACGAGAGACGAUGAAACGAGUGGUUGUGAGGAAAUGUUUUGGUUGCGGCAUGAUGGAAAUAUGAAUGGUCAAGUCAUUACGAUUUUAUUAGAGAAUCACAUUGUUUAAUUGACAAAGUUAAUUUUGUCAUCAUCACAAAAUAAUGCAAUCAUGUUUGGACUACAAA